AUGGCACGCACACCAUAUUCCAGACCACCUUCAACUUUUGGCCAAAAGGGUAUGAAUUCACCAUCAUUGCCAUUGUCUCAGCCUGCUUGGGAACAAGAAGGGUCAAUUGAAUCAAGCAAAAUGGCUUCUAAGCGUAGGAGCUCUGUGCUAGAUGAUAUCGGGUCUGGAGGCCCGGUGCGUAGGAUUCGACAGAAAGCUAAUCUUCUUUCUCAAGGAAGUCCUCUUUCAAAAAACACAAGUGAAUUCAGGCAGAAACUGCUUUUAAGAAAUGAAGCUGAUUCUAAAAGCUUCAAGGCAAUUGAGGAAAACGGGGAGACUAGCAGGUCUAGUUUAGGUUAUGCAUCUGUCCCUACAAAGUCGACUCAAAUGGCUACAAAAAUAUUGGAACAACUUGAAAGAUUGAGCCCAAAGGAGAAGUCUCCAGGAUCCAGGCUUACUCGAAUGAGUGAGAAAUCGCCCUUGUCACCACAAGAGAAACUAGAUUCUUCACCCAAACUUAUGUCAAGUUCUGAAGAUAAUAAAAAACCAGAAAGUUUGUUUCCUGAUGCUCGUGAGUCAACCACCUCCCAGACCCAGAGUAAAGGUAAAGAAAAAGUUGAAGAAAAUGGGCCUAAGAAGUUUGCUGUCCCUCGAAAUGUUCUGAGCACUAUGAAUGGGAAUUCUGGUGUAUCUAUAAGAGAUAACGGACCAGCAGAGUCUACAUUCAAGCUGCCAGCAGAGCCUCCCCAGAAGAAGCGAUUCCAGAUAAGUGCACAUGAGGAUUAUCAGGAGGUAGUGGAUGAUGAUACCCAUUCUAAUGGACAUGUGUCUACUAUCCCAUUUGGUCAAAACAAGAAACCGGAAACAUCUGCUGAAGUCAUUCAAACUCCUCCAGUUGAGAAAAUCCCAGGAACGCAAAAGACUGAUGAUGCUAAAUCUCUUCCAAAAACCAGUUUUAAAUCUGUCGAUGGUUCUGUUGUUAAUAAGAAGGUGGCAUUUAACUUGCCUGCAAGCAACAACAAUGCUCAGCCUCAGCCAGCCGCAAUAACAGAUACUGUUUCUCCACAGAAGAAAGCAACAGUUUUUCCAACAUUUGGUGGUACCACAAAAGUUACUGAGAACGUGUCACCAUUCUUGUUUUCUGCUAAUGAGCCUUCAGUAUUCAAACCAAAUGCUACCUCAGAUGCAAAACCGCUUGGCUCAACCAGCAUGUUUAAUUCUGUUAAUAAGGAAAGCAAUCAAGUCCAAUUCCCAGCAUCCAAAAAAGAUGACAAUGGCAAUGCUCUGAUCAAUAAUAAAUCAGAAUCUUCACCUCCAUUGGCACCAUCAUCGUCAUCAACAAGUGGUGUAUUUUCAUUUGGUGCCAAGAAUACAAAUAUUACCAAUGGUUCAAUUUCAACCCCAUCUACAUUUGCUCCCUCCUCUCCUUUUUCAGCUUCUUCUACAAACAACCUUUUCAGUGUUAGCACUACUGCUUCCUUGCCAUCCACCACCAUGUCAGCCGCCAGUGGUGUUGCCCCUGCCCCUGCCUCACCCAUCUUUAGUUUUGGGUCUGUAAUCACUUCAACUAAAUCUGCAGAACCUCCAAAAGAGACCACCGCAGAACCAAAAUCUGACACCACCACCUCGCCUUUUGGUACUCCGACCACCACCACCGGAGGAGGUAACAUGUUUGGUUUCAGUUCUCCAGCAGCCACCAACAAUCAGGGAUUCCUUUUCAAUGGCGGCACCAGUGGAUUUCAGACAUCUUUUGGUGGGACUACCGCAGUCCAGUCGUCUACUUCAGGGGGAUCCCUAUUUGGUUCCUCUGUUCCUAGUUUUGGUCUGAGUUCCACUGUUGCCACAUCAGAAAUAAAAUCUGGUAGCUCCACCACUACCACCACCAACGUAACACCUAGUUUUGGUCUUAAUUCAGCAUGGCAGCCUCCCAAGUCUUCACCUCCUACAACAUUUUCCUUCGGGGCAUCUUCAUCUUCAACAUCCACUUCUCCUAGUCCCUUUAAUAAUGCUUCUACAGGAUCUUCCCUGUUUUCAUUCUCUGCUACAAAUUCAGCUUUCCCAGCUCAAUCUACAUCUGUUUUUGGAAACUCGACCCCUGUUUUUGGAUCUUCACCCAACAACAAUGAUCAGAUGAGUAUGGAAGACAGCACCCCGACAUCAUCAACGGUUCCCUUCCAGUUUGCUGGCCAGACGAGCCAACAACCACAGAAUCCUUUCCAGACAAACCAGACACCAUCUCAGAAUAAUCCUUUUCAGUUGUCUGGUAGUGCAGAGUUUAGUGGUGGAGGAAGUUUUUCAUUGGGCUCAGGUGGAGGUGACAAGUCUGGUAGAAGGAUUUUGAAAGUUAGAAACAGCAAGAACAGGAAGAAGUGACAAACUUAAUAAAAAAAAAUAUUACUUGGUGAGAUGUCUGAAUGCCAGAAUUUGUUGCGUUUUUAUGUACCAUUGUGGUAUUAUAGAAUAUAAUAGAUGUUAGGGAAGGAUAUGAUGUUAUAUCUCAUUUUUGGAGCAAGUUUUUUUUACAAGGGCUGCUUUUCCAGAUUUCAUAUCAACGUGCCAAGUCAUAUCUUUCUUGCUUUGUACUGUAAAAACGUACAAACCUAAAACCUAUCAAUCAAAGUUAGAGCCGUAAUGCUUCUACGGCUUGUAUCUUUUUCAUUCAAACUUUUUUACUUUAGAUUUACAAGGUUUCUCUGUAUCCACCUAUAAACAAACAUAUUUAGUAAACUUUUGCGUUGUCAUCGUUCUAG
Lactuca saligna is the source of this 2729-nucleotide messenger RNA. Lineage: Eukaryota; Viridiplantae; Streptophyta; Magnoliopsida; Asterales; Asteraceae. The record is from the annotation of a GenBank genome assembly.